GGAAGCCUUAGUGUGUUCUGCAGGGUUGAGCUUGGUGCUCCUCCCUCCUGCAGAGGAUCAGGCUCCAGUUGUAGAGUUCACUGAGGAAGGAGCAACAGUGUGAGGUACAAACUCAUGUGAAGAGAGGAUCAAAUGUAGCUGUCCAAUACAAAUCCAACCAAGAACAACUAUGUCCAAAACCAGCAAAGCUCCAAAGUAGUGAAUGUAGAUGAAACCCACGAGUGCUUCAUCUCAGUCAGCAUGGAUGCAACACAACUCUCAGUGGAAGAAUAGCUCCAUGAACCCGUAAUUUUGUUGGGACACAAACUCAGAGCAACAUCAGGACAAGACACAGCAACCAUGAUCGACCUGAGUUUCUUGACAGAGGAGGAGCAGGAGGCGAUCCAGGCCGUCCUACAGAGAGAUGCUGCCCUGAAGAAGAUUGAUGAGAGACGUGUCCAAAAACUGCAGAGGACAACGACUGACAAAGACCAGCUAAAGUACAUGACGGGAGACUGGUUUUACGAGGCCAAGAUGCUUCGUCACAAGGAUCGGAUCCACGGCUCCGACAUCAUCAGGGCAUCCAUUAAACGCUCACCACUGACUAUAUUGGAGAUCUCCCAGGUUGCGCCCGAGAGGCCUAGUUUCAUUGCGAGUGAAAACAAAGAAGUGUUCGUUCCGCCUGAACUCUCAGGACUCCUUCAGGAGCCUCACAGACAGCCCAGCACUAAAAGGGAUCAAAGGCAGAGGCCUGAUGAGAAACCAGUUUUACACUCCUCCACAAAGGAAAGACCGAAUCCGUUUAACAGUCAGCUCAGUGCACUCGCCCCCAUUGAUGAAGUUGAACACCAGCUGUUGGAUGAACCAGAGGAUCAAACACAGAUAUCAUGUCAGAAACCUUUCUCACCAUCUGACAGCUCCAUUUCUUACACUAACAAACUAAAGCAAGACCCUAACAAUAGCCCACUUUCCCAGAAUGCCUCUAUUACCAUGACAGGAACCCCAAAAUUCGGCACCAGUCCACAGGACUGGUAUGUUGGCGUAGAUGUUCCAGAAGGUAGACAUGAUAACUUUUCUGCUUCUAGAGGCAUUCUCAAGCACAUGUCCACAUCUAGCUUCACAGACUCUCUCUGCUCUAGCCUGGAGCUGCAGAGUUCAGUAAGCCUGGAUUCCCCUGAACCUUUCCCAGACAGAAAUGGGGAAGACUUGGGCUGGUUAGACAGAAAGCAGGUGAGGGUUGGCUCUCCAGCCGGUGGCCUUCAGGAUGUGAAGAUCCUUGGCGAGUACAGUUCACUGGAUGUCAACUCUGUUACUAACAACCAAGUGGGAAACGAUGGACUUGUGAAUCCUGGCAGUGCCACAGCUGCAACACGUAGGCCUUUUCUCAAACAGGAACAUGUGGACUCGAGGGAAGGUGAACUCUGUUGCACAAGAGACACAAUACUUCAAAAACAAGAUGCAGACAAGAAGCAGGUCAUUGGUGGUCUCUAUGAGCAACGCCAAGUGGAGCUCCAAAGCCAUCAAUUGUACACCGCUGCAUCAGCUGUGCAGAGGUCAAGUAAAACUACUUCCCUGCAGAAAAAGCCUGAAGAUGACUGUCACUCUCAGGCUCCAUCCACAGUUUUCCCAUCUGGAAGUAGCAUUCCUCAAGCAGGACAAAACCUGUUCGAACACGACAACGUUUCUGUUGAGCCUCACUCAGACACCAAGCAUUCAUCUCCUAUUGUUUCCCCAAAGCAUAUGCAAAAGCUGAUUGCUUUUUUUAGAGGAGAGGAGAAAUUCACUCAAUUACAUGGUUCAGACAUGGAAAAAGAGAAGUUGCCUAAGCAGAAAGAAUUGGAUGACACCACAAAUCCUUCCCACAGUAACGCAGAUAUGACUAUGGUCAGCCAAGUAAAAUGUCAAGAAGAAACUAGACCCCCUGUGAUGACACAAGUCCCAACAUGGCAAAGUGCAGUAGCACAGGACAACCCAUUCAAUGACCCAUUGAGAUUUGGAGAUUCCGAUGUAGGUAUUUUGCGCAAAGAAACGACUUCAGGCGAUACAGCUAAAGGUAGUUCCUUGAAAGGAGCAACCACUUUAGGAACGUCAUAUGUAGGCAAUCCCUUCAAACAAAAGAUGGCUUUAGGAGAGUCCGAUGUGAGUAAUCCAUUCAAAGAAACACCCAUUUUAAGAGAUUCACAUGUUGGCAUUCUUUCACAAGGCACAAUGACCGUGGUAGACUCGGAUGUAGGUAAUCGCUUCAAAGAAACAAGGGUCUUAAGAGAUUCAGACAUAGCCAAUUGCUUCAAAGAAAGGCUGGCUUUAGGAAGCCCAGAUGUAGGCAAUCCAUUCAAAGAUGAUAUUACCUUAGAAGGUCCAAAUGUGGUAAUCCAGCAAAACGCAGAUGAGCACAUUUCCAUUGAGGGUAAUGCUGCAAAGUCCCAAAAAGAGGUUUCCACAACACAGACUGAAUUUAAUCCUGUUGUAGAUGUAUUAAAACAAGAUGGUACUUACAGAGUUAAUCCUGUCCUGAUCUAUGAAGACACAGAAGAUCCUUCACAAACUGGUUCACAGAUGUCUGUCACACCCUUAGUCACCUCACUAUCUUCUACCACAGAGCAACAGGGGGAUAUUCAGGUUACCUCUCCUGAAGAGAACAGACAUACUAACAAAAGUGAGAUCACACAUUUGUGGAGUAGGGAGCAUCUAGUACCAAAGACCGAUCCCAGAAUAGUUAAAGCUUCAAGCACUUCAGUACAUUCAAAAUUAAGUUCUAGUCCAAUUAUGUCCCGCACAACCAAUGCAGCUUCACCUCAGUGUGAUCUGACAACAUCUAUAGAUGAAGAAAAGACUGAGGCGGGGGAGCAAAUUUCUUCAUACAGAACCAAGAGUAUUGUGAUUCUCAAGUCAAAAAACCAGCCCGAUGAAGGUUUAAUCAAUCAGGGUUCAGAUAGGACACACUGGAGGCAAAUUAAUGUUACUGAAGAUGUACCAUCACCAUGUCAGCAGCACCAAAGCCAGGCUCAUACAGAGGCUGGUAUUCCUCAAGAAAUCACCCUCAAUCCUAGCCUACUCCAAACUCCAAGAACAAAAGGCCAAGAUGACGAAGCCAGGAAAAGUUCAUUUAAGACUUUUUAUCCAAAGGUCAGACAAAUACAAUCUGCCAGCCCCAUGGGAUCCACAUGGGAAGGUUCUCUGCUGAGAACAUUUCCCAUAGACAUUAACCCCCAACAAAAAGUCAUUGAAGGGCAAGUGGGUACGACGACACCAGUACCAAAACCAAGGAAAAUUCCCUUGACUGAAGCAAAGCAGGUGUCAUUCACAGACCCAACAACUACCACAGAAAUAAUUUCUUGUCCUUUACCUUUAGAACCACGGUAUUCUGGUCAAGGCAAAGAAACUUGCUUUGUGGAGAUAACUACACAAGAAACUAGUCCCAGACUUGCCAGAUCUUUCAUUCCUCGUGAUUAUCAGCACUACCUUGGUCCAAAGGAGAAGGCUCAUCUUCCCCCUUUCCACAAAGAGAAAGUUAUUGAAGAACAUCGUGGGAAACCUUCAGUAUCUGCUGCGGAGACCAAUGAAGUGUACAAACCACAAAUAGUCUCCACAGACUUUGUAGGAAAUCAGACUGUUGAUACCACUGAGGAGAAUCCUUCACAUAUCAGUUCUUUGGUUACUCAAAAUGCUGAGGGCAACCCUAGGCUAGACACAACAGCUGCAACCUGGACUCUGCAUCAAGCAAGUUCUAACAGUAUCGAAGAUGAUUCGAGUCCUGUCGGGUCGGCUCUAAAACAUUUACCGUCAAGAUCUAUGUCAUCCAGAAGUUUGGAAAACCUAUCAGGAAUGGGAAACAAAGUGACCUCCUCUACAGAAGAUGAAGGUGCCAGAAGUGACACAAGACACGACAUUGUCAUAACUGUUGACGACGUUUCGGAACCUUCAUCAUCAUCACCACCACCACCACCGUUGUCUCUGUCACGCUCAAAGGAGAUGAAGAUGAGCUCAUCGGUGCCUAUUUUACAGAUGGAUGAGGCAGACAGUGACGGUGCAUUUGAGCACGUGGACUGGAGAAGAAGCACAGGCAGCUCGGCCUCUAACCUCAGCCUGUCCUCUGGCAUGGCCUCCAUGUCCUCUAUCAGCAGCAGCACCAUGAGCCUUUAUCGGACUGACUACGGUAACCUCGAGGUCCAGGGCACCAUCCAGUUUGCUUUGAAUUACAUCCAGAAGCUUGCAGAGUUUCACAUCUUUGUUGUCCAGUGCAAAGAUCUUGCUGUAGCUGAACCAAAAAAGAACCGCUCUGACCCAUAUGUGAAAUGUUACCUUCUUCCCUACAAAACAAAGAUGGGAAAGAAAAAAACCAGCGUUAAAAAGAAGUCUGUAAAUCCCACCUACAAUGAAAUCCUCAGGUUUAAAAUCGUAAUGGAGGAGCUGAAAAGACAGAAUUUGAAUGUCUCCGUUUGGCACAACGACACUUUUGGACGAAAUGCUUUCCUUGGUGAGGUGGACUUGGACUUAUCUGAGUGGGACUUCAACAAUACACAAAUAAAUGAAUACACACUAAAACCAAGGGCGUCAGUGCAGCCCUCAACACCGUCGGAGUCUUUUGAGUUCGAUGGUGCAGCUGAGAUGAGGGUAGCCCUGCGAUUCCUGCCACAGAUGUCACACAGCAAGAAGAUGUCUAACAUAGAAACUGGUGAAGUGCAGAUUUGGGUGAAAGACUGCAAGAAUCUUCGGCCAGUCAGAGAUGCUAUUAUUGACCCUUUUGUGAAAUGCACUGUACUUCCUGACAUGAGUCGGAAAAACCGACAGAAGACCCGUGUAGUGAGGAGAACCUCAAACCCAAUGUUCAAUCACACAAUGGUUUAUGAUGGUUUGCGACCAUCUGACCUGAGAGAAGCCUGCAUGGAGAUCACAGUGUGGGAUCAUGACAAACGGACCAACCACUUUAUUGGUGGUCUGAGACUUGGUCUCGGGACAGGGAAAAGUUAUGGGGUGGAUGCAGUUUGGAUGGAUUCAACACAAGAUGAAGCCCAUUUGUGGCAGAAGAUGAUGAUGUCUCACGGGGAAUGGGUAGAGGAUGUUUUACCCCUGAGGAUGUUUUUAAUGGCAAGAAGCAUGCCAAAAUGAGACUGGAAAAAUAUUUAAAAAGUUUACAGAAAUACACAGUUUAUGAAUGCGGAUGUGUUCCUGUGGAUGUCGACCUGUUUGUAUUUGUAUUACUGAUAAUCACUACAUAUUUAUGCUGCUCACACAAGGUAGACAACUUUUUAAAUGUUAAAUUUGCUCUUUCAAAAAUAUUGAAAAAGGCAGUGAGGUAAGAAUAUUUUAAAAUCUCAAUGCUGCUUUGAUCUUGAGUGGAGAUAUUCGCAGACUGAGCACUGAUGAUUUUGUACAUAUUUCUACUGUUUAAUGAUGUAACACAUCAAGCAAUUUUAUCUUUAAUGAAUAGCAUUAGUGUGACUGUUUAAUUCAUGUUAGAAAAGUAAAUAGGCGAGAUUGC
Molecule: messenger RNA, 5461 nt
Organism: Thalassophryne amazonica
Lineage: Eukaryota; Metazoa; Chordata; Actinopteri; Batrachoidiformes; Batrachoididae
Gene: sytl2a
Product: synaptotagmin-like 2a
Exons: 19
Coding region: 340-5088 (1582 amino acids)
Biological process (GO): intracellular protein transport; exocytosis
Cellular component (GO): exocytic vesicle; plasma membrane
Molecular function (GO): neurexin family protein binding; small GTPase binding
Source: RefSeq, a predicted model, not a curated record